GUAUAUACCUACUUAUUCAACUUCUUCUUCAGAAUCAUUGUCACUAUAUUCUUCUCUGGGGAAACUUUAAUCCUUUCCACGAAAUGGCAUCUUCAGACUUCCCAACAAGAACCCACACCACCACCCGCUCAUUUACCUAUUCGUACAUUCAUAUCCAGCCCUCAUCCCCCUCAAAAUCCUAUAUUCUUUUUCUCCAUGGCUUUCCCUCCUCCUCUCGUGACUGGCGCCAUCAAAUAACCUAUUUCUCCUCGAAAGGUUAUGGAAUCAUUGCUCCUGACCUUCUUGGAUUCGGCAACACCUCCAAACCACUCUCAAUGCAUUCCUACAAAUUCAAAGACAUGGCCUCGGACUUAUAUGAGAUUCUUUCCAUCCACUCCAUUUCUGCAUCUCAUACAGCAAUAGGUGUAGGUCAUGAUUGGGGAAGUCCUAUGCUUUCACGCAUGGUAAAUUAUUAUCCGGAAUUAUUCAAGAAAUUGGUGUUUCUUGAUGUGGGAUACCAGGCCCCUGAUGGACCGGCUUUCAAUUUCGAGACGGUGAAAAUGAUUAAUGCUCAAAUCAAGGAGGCGGCUGGAUUUGAGAUCUUUGGAUAUUUCUUUUUGAUGAAUGAGGAGGAUGGUACAGAGUUGCUGAACAAGAAUCCCGAAUCAGUUAUGUCCUUGUAUUAUAGCCUUGACAGUGAGAUAGGCAAAGAGUAUAUGGGAGCUACUGGCGGUUUUCGUAAAUGGCUUGAGGGGGGUAUGUUAGCUCCUUAUCCAGAUUUUAUAAAGAGUGAGGACGUUGAACAUUUCAAAAACAUGUUCUCGCCCAAAAACGGUGGAUUUGGCGGUGCAAAAAAUUGGUAUACUAUGCAGCUUCAUGGGAUUAACGAAGGUGAUGAUAAAGCAAUCACCAAAGAACGUACAAUCGUUCACCAACCAACUCUCCUCAUAACGUCUACCAAUUUUAUCAGCUCUGGCGCCGAUUUUCCUUCGCAAAUGAGACCUUAUAUUCCAAAUUUUAGAGUUGAGAGAUGGGAAUGUGGUCAUUGGAUUCAGCUUGAAAAGAGUGAUGAGACAAACGCACUUUUGGGGGAGUUCUUUGAGGAGAAUUAACCAAAGAAGGAGACGGAUAGAGUGCGGUACAUAAAUUCGAUGGCGGAGGGAUUUUGGUCAGAUGAUAUGAUUCCAAUUCUUCACAUUGAAGUUGAUAAAUGUCAACAAUAGGAGUAAACGAAAUUAUUGAAAAGGUUCAUAUCGUAAAAAUGGAAUUGUAUUCUAGAUCCUGCACUGCCA
Messenger RNA from Botrytis cinerea B05.10, 1271 nucleotides. RefSeq lists its product as hypothetical. The transcript has 4 exons. The record is from RefSeq and is a predicted model, not a curated record. Gene Ontology annotation, molecular function: catalytic activity. The coding region runs from base 84 to 1091 and encodes 335 amino acids. Lineage: Eukaryota; Fungi; Ascomycota; Leotiomycetes; Helotiales; Sclerotiniaceae.